Messenger RNA from Paramecium tetraurelia, 672 nucleotides. RefSeq lists its product as uncharacterized. Lineage: Eukaryota; Ciliophora; Oligohymenophorea; Peniculida; Parameciidae. The transcript is spliced from 3 exons. The record is from RefSeq and is a predicted model, not a curated record. Gene Ontology annotation, molecular function: asparaginase activity.
AUGAGUUCGGACACAGAAUCUCCAAUAUUUCGAAGAAGAGAAUCUAGACGAGAUUCCACUCUUUCGCAAAUAACUGGAGCUAUUGGAGCCAACCAAAACCUAUAGGUUCUUAAUGAUCGUAAGGUCCUCCUGCUCUAUGCUUCAGGAGCAACAGCAGCAGAAGGUGAACUUAAUGAAUAACACAUGACUGUUGUCAAAGGAAGACUAGAAUAACGAAUGAAACACAUAUCCUUUCUUUGUGAUCUGGAAUACACACAAUAUCACAACUAAGAUGGUUGCUUGACAACACCCGUUUCUGAAUAUGGAAGAAGGACAGUUUAUAAGGUGAUGGAGCUUGAUUAAAUUACAAACUCAAGAUAAACUUCCUAUGCAGAUAUCAGACACAUUGCUGAGAUAAUAAAGGAAAACUAUGAGAAAUUUAGUGCAUUUGUAAUUCUAAGCGGAAUUGCAACAAUAACUUAUCUUGGUACCAACCUGUCUUUUAUGCUUGAAAACCUAUAAAAAACAGUUGUUAUCACAGGUUCCUUGAUUCCCUUGUCCUUUAUGCGUAAUGAUGCCUUCCAAAAUAUCCUUGACUCUCUGAUCUUGGCUGGACACUUUCUCAUCCCAGAAGUGCUUAUCGUUAUGGACCACAGCUUAUAGAGCCAACAGAUGUCGAUAAUUGAAAUGUGA